GGUAUCGCUGGCCACGCCCCCAACUCAAAGUUAACAUUCGCACUUGAGGAUGACUGUAACUAGACGCGCUACUAUAUAAACAUACAUUUUGAAGUGAUGCAAGUACUUUCUGAAGGCUAUGAAGUCGGAGAUCAGGAAAAGAGGACGGAGAGAGAAGGAAUCGGGGAACAGCAGGAUGCAUCCGCAAAUGGCGGUAAUGGACAUGCUGCCCGUGAAAACUGGUCAAACAAGCGUGACUAUGUCCUCUCCUUGAUCGGCUAUGCUGUUGGACUGGGAAAUAUCUGGAGAUUUCCCUACCUGACCUACAAGAAUGGAGGGGGGGCCUUUCUCAUCCCAUACUUCACAAUGCUUCUGGUGACUGGCAUUCCCCUUUUCUUCCUUGAAAGUUCCUUCGGUCAGUUCUGCAGCCAGGGUCCUAUCAAUAUUUGGAGAGCAGUGCCGAUCCUGCAGGGUGUCGGCAUAGGAAUGGUGAUGGUGACUCUCUUAAUAGCUAUUUACUACAACGUCAUCAUUGGCUACAGCCUGUACUACAUGUUUGCCUCCAUGCAGAGCCCUCUUCCAUGGGCCAGCUGCCCUAACUCCACUACCGCCACUACCUGCAGUGACAAGCCUUCCGUAUAUUGUAAUGUCAGUGGUAUGUUGACGGAAUCGGUCACGAAUUGUAAGCCAUCCAACAUAAUCAAGAUGGAUGUCCAGAGCCCGAGCGAGUACUACUGGGACCACGUGGCUCUGGAGCGAUCCAGUGGCCUGGCGCAAACAGGACCAGUAGUUUGGCACCUUGCUCUUUGCCUGUUGUUGAGCACCAUCCUUGCAGGUGCAUCUCUGAUCAAAGGCAUCAAGUCAUCAGGAAAAGUUGUGUAUUUCACGGCCACAUUUCCUUAUGUGGUGAUUUUUAUCCUGCUGAUCAGAGGAUUGACACUAGAGGGAGCUAGAGAUGGGAUUGAGUACUACAUUGGCAAACAAUCCAAUUUGACAAAACUGGCUGAAGCCGAGGUGUGGAAAGACGCAGCAACCCAGAUCUUCUUUUCCCUGUCUAUUGGCUUGGGAGGACUCAUGGCCCUCUCUUCCUAUAACAACUUCCACAACAAUGUGUUCACAGACACAUUAAUUGUGUCGAUUACUAAUGCUGCAACUAGUAUCUUUGCUGGCUUCGCAAUCUUCUCCAUAAUGGGUCAUAUGGCUCACAUCUAUAAAUUACCAGUUUCACAAGUGGUAAAGGAAGGAUUUGGCUUGGCAUUCAUUGCCUAUCCAGGCGCUCUCACUAAGCUCCCUGUCUCACCACUGUGGUCCAUUUUGUUCUUCUUCAUGAUUCUCACUGUCGGUCUGGACUCUCUGUUUGCAGAAAUAGAGGUGAUAUUAACCUCCCUGCAGGAUGCUUUUCCCAAACUCUUCAAAUCCAGGCGAGCCUCACUGACAAUAGUAACAUGUACAUUCAUCUACCUUUUGGGCCUGCCGUGUAUCACAAGAGCUGGAAUCUACUGGGUGACGCUCAUGGACUCGUUUAUCGCCAGCUGGGUUGUUCUAUUUUUGGUUCUCUUAGAGGUCGCUGGUGUUUCCUACAUUUAUGGAUUGGACCGUUUUAUUGACGACAUCCAAAUGAUGAUUGGAGAACAUUCCCCCCGUUUCUGGCUGUGGUGGAGGUUAUGUUGGUUCCUUUUCACCCCCUGCAUCUUACUGGUUAUCUUGGCCUGGUCUCUAUCGACCUUUACAGCCCCCACAUAUGGAGACAUACACUUCCCAACCUGGGGGUUGUCUCUGGGAUGGCUCAUGCUUUUUUUCGUCCUGAUCUGGCUCCCUAUUGCUGCCAUCUAUCAUCUGAGAAAAGUUGAAGGAACCCUCUUAUCUCGACUGAGAUCAGUGUCUGCCCCGUCGAAGGACUGGCAUCCCAUGCUGGACAUGCAUCGAGGAGAGCGCUACCCAAAAGAGGAAUGUGUCCAAAGAGUGGACAUCCCCAAUGAGGAUGACGAGAGCUCCGACCACUUCCUUUAAUGUGUCUGUUCAUCUGUUUAUCGGUUAAUCUGAGUAUGUGUGGCAUGUUUCUCAAUCUAUAGAAUUGCUUUAAAAAAUGAUAACAAAAAAAUGUUUAGCAUGAUUACUUUUAUUUAAAUGCAUUGUGGGACCAAAUAGUGUUUGUAAUCUAAACUUAAACUUACUUGUAGCAUUGUAAAAAAAAAAUCUGAUCAGUUUGAUUGUAUGUUUUGUUUAUUUUAUUAUACCUAACAAGGUGAAAUUUGGCAUUGUCUCAUUGUGACGAUCUUGAUCAGCAACAUUGUAUUGUCAUGUGGAUAAAUGCGCACAAGGCCUAAAUAACAACCAACGUUUUACAGACAAAAAAAAGUGGGUAAAUCAAAACGCACCUGACCACACUAUUUUUACUCCGUAGGGGGCGUGAGGAAUUAUAUGCUACUUUGUUCUGGCGUCUCAAAUAAAAUCCCUGUAAAAGUUUGUGAAUAAUAUGCAAAAAUGUGAAAAAAAAGUUAUUUUUUUAGGGCUGAGGCUUAAAUCCAUUUAGAGCGACUUAGGUGACCCUCCUUGGUUCUCGUCUGACAUACCAUUUGGUUUUAUUAUUCCAUCUAGCUCUGCAGAGGAGAGAAAGAAGGGGUUGAUAUUUGUUUUUUAUUUUCUUUCAUAACCUCUUCUGAGCGGUCAGAUAACCAUUAUCCUGGGAGCCUCAGGGUCUUUUUUAAAGCCUUUGUAUCUGCCACCUAAUUACCUGAGUGAGAAUAUACCUCACUGCUGGCUGCUCUACUCACAAACACACACUCUGCCCGGCUAGGUUUCCUCAUAACAACAGCAGCAUCCUUCCCAGGUUAAACACAAGUUUAGCUGUAUCAGAUAUGAGACAAUUUUACUAUAUUAUCCGAUGUCACCUUCUGUUUAUGUACAUAGUUCUUUGGAGCUUUUUAUGUAUUACACUGUUAUGUUUGUUAGCUAGUAACUCUGUUGUUUACAUGUAAUCGACUGUGCAUGUUUAUAUUUUAAAAUUUCAAUUAAUCUACGAUUUGUGUAAAUGAAUGUGUCAUUUUAUUCUGUAUUUGUACCACUAAUGUUUAAGAUGUCAAUAAAAAGCCAACAUCAGAUGCCUUCAUCAAACUCAGAUAUAAAACAA
Poecilia reticulata (guppy) is the source of this 3109-nucleotide messenger RNA. RefSeq names its product solute carrier family 6 member 14 (gene slc6a14). Gene Ontology annotation, biological process: sodium ion transmembrane transport; amino acid import across plasma membrane; beta-alanine transport. NCBI's taxonomy places the organism in Eukaryota, Metazoa, Chordata, Actinopteri, Cyprinodontiformes, Poeciliidae. Gene Ontology annotation, molecular function: branched-chain amino acid:sodium symporter activity; beta-alanine transmembrane transporter activity; alanine transmembrane transporter activity. The record is from RefSeq and is a predicted model, not a curated record. Gene Ontology annotation, cellular component: plasma membrane.